AUGAAGCGUAAGAAGGGACCAGAGAAGGGCCCCGGGAAUCAGGAAAGGGAGAAGCAAGCCGACACCUUUCAGGUAGACUUCGAGUUCUACGAUCCCGAGGAAUCAGACUUCCAUAGUGUGCGUGAGCUGCUGUGCACAGGCGUCUUGCGUUCUGCAGACUUGGACUUCUCUGGGCUAGCGGACAGCAUCGUGGAACAGGUGAACAUUGGGACUACGGUUAAGUCCGGAGGAGAGGAAGAAGGGAGCGAAAAGAGCGAGAACGAGGGGGCAGGCGAGGACGAGGACGAGGAUGCUGCUCUCUGUGGCUUCUUGACCUGCCUGAACCUGCACCAGUUCUCGGAGAAAGACUGGCGCAAGGGCUUGGUGUCCCUUUUGGAAACCAAAGCUCAGAGUGCUGGGAUUGGGGUGUCGGAGAAGCUGAAGAAGUUUGUGAGCGCAGACACGCAGCCAGGCUUACUGGUCUCGGAGCGCUUCGUGAACCUGCCUCUGGAACUUGUCCCGAUGCUGCAUAAAGCAGUGCUGGAAGACAUCCGCUGGUCUCAAAGCACCGAGCAUUGCCCGAGUGAGGAGCGGCCCUUCUACUUCUUCACUCAUUUCCUCCUCCUGGCACGAUGUCACGCUGCUGAAACAGGCAGCCCUGUAGAUGGCCGUACUGUUGCCUUUGCCCGGCCAGAGGACGAAGCCUUCGCCCGGACAGCUUCCCUUGCCUUCAGCUUCCCGCUGGGAAAGGGGCAAAAAGCCGGCGGGGACGGCCGGGGGGGCCGGGGCCCCAAGAAGAGGCGGCGCCCUGCACAGGGCAGCGGCGUGGACGCUGCGGCCCCUUCGGAGCGCGUGGCCGUGCUCGGCUUCACCCGAGCGGCCUACGAAAAGGCGGUGGCUGGGCUCCGAAAGGCUUUGGAAAGCGGCAAAGGCUAA
Symbiodinium necroappetens is the source of this 915-nucleotide messenger RNA. The record is from the annotation of a GenBank genome assembly. NCBI's taxonomy places the organism in Eukaryota, Dinophyceae, Suessiales, Symbiodiniaceae.